AUGGCAGGAUGCCAUAAAGCUAGGCUUGUAGUUAGGGGUGACACACAGGUAGAGGGUGUUGAUUUUCAGGAAACUUUUUCCCAUGUUAUAAAAAUUUCUACUGUCAAAACCCUGGUAGUUGUUGAUAUAAAGCAACAUCGUCCUUUGUUUCAACUUGAUGUUAACAAUGCCUUCUUGCAUGGUGAUCUAGAUAAGGAAGUUUUCAUAAGGCCUCUAGGCAAUGGUAUACCGAGCUAUCUCAAGCCUUGCAUUCUGGAGGAUAUACUCAUUCUCUCAAUGAUUAUUCCCUGUUUACCAGGGUAUUUCUUAGAUGAUCAGUUUAAAAUCAAAGAUUUGGGGUCUCUUAACUAUUUCCUUGGUAUUGACGUGUUGCAUACUACUUCUGGGGUUCUACUGCAUCAAAGGAAAUUUAUUCUUGAUCUCUUAGCUGAGUUCCAUUCUGAUGCAUGCUCUCCUAUCACUUGCCCUCUAGAACUGAAUGUUAAAUUGAAGGAUAGAGUUGGUAAUUAUCUUCCUAUGCCUGAGGAGUAUAGAAGUCUGAUUAGUAAGCUUAACUUUUUCACCCAUACCAGGCAUGAUCUCAAUUUUGUUGUACAACAUCUUAGCCAGUUUAUGCAGCAACCUUGUGAGCCUCAAAUGAAGGUUGCCUUACAUUUGCUGAGAUAUCUGAGGGGCACUUCUGAUUUUGGGAUUUUCUUUAAUAAUUCUUCUGAUUUGUCCCUGCAAGUUUAUUGUGACAGUGAUUGGGGUUCCUGCCCUGAAAGUAGAAGGUCUGUUUAUGGGUUCUGCAUCUUUCUUGGUAGGAGUCUCAUUAGUUGGAAGUCCAAGAAGCAUGUUGUGAUUUCACUCUCUUUAGCUGAGACUGAGUAUAUGGCCAUGAGUAAAGUUGUAGCUAAAACUAUUUGGGUUUGUAGGCUGCUUACUGAUUUUGGCUUCCCUUCUGCUCUUCAUAUUCUUCAUUUUUGUGAUAGUAUGUCUGCUAUUCACAAUGCCAGGAAUCCCGUUUUUCACGAGCGCACAAACUACUUUGAACUGGACUGCCACUUUGUUCGCAGCAAACUUGCUGAAGGGCUAAUUUCUCUCUCUCACACCUCAAGUGCCUCCCAGCUAGCUUGCUGA
Molecule: messenger RNA, 1119 nt
Organism: Nicotiana tabacum (common tobacco)
Lineage: Eukaryota; Viridiplantae; Streptophyta; Magnoliopsida; Solanales; Solanaceae
Source: RefSeq, a predicted model, not a curated record